ACAACAUUUCAGGGCAGAAAGGAGAUUUCACAAUUAAGAACGAAGUGCCUACACUACAGAGCAGGGCAGGCUCACAGCCAAUCAGUUGACAAACGAUUGAAAUUUGUGGGAAGCCCCAAUUUUCGGAUUCACAAUCUCACAACCGUUUCUUGUUGUCGCAGCCUCCUUCUCGGUCUCAGAACAAGCGGAAUGGCUGGUCAUAAGAUUGCUCAUGCCACACUGAAAGGACCAAGCGUUGUCAAGGAGAUAUGUUACGGCAUGGUGCUUGCUUUGGCUACCGGAAGCCUUUGGAAGAUGCAUCACUGGAAUGAGCAGAGGAAAGUGAGGGUGUUCUAUGACUUGCUUGAAAAAGGUGAAAUUAGUGUUGUUGCUGAGGAAUAGAUGGUUUCCAUCAUGAUUUGAUGGAUGGCUUCAACAGUGUAUUAAUCAAUCUUUCCUUUCCAGGGCUCCUGAACUUGAGAUGAGCUUAGUUUGGGUAUUGAAAUAAUAAGUUUAUCGUACUUUUGUGCGCUACAGUAUUGUUUCAAAUUAAUGUUGUUGAUAUUUGUUGCUCCCUUGUGAUUGCAUUUAUGGUAUGUUAUAUGGUUGUUUUCUAAUGAA
This is a messenger RNA of Prunus avium (sweet cherry), 600 nucleotides long. RefSeq names its product putative cytochrome c oxidase subunit 5C-1. Lineage: Eukaryota; Viridiplantae; Streptophyta; Magnoliopsida; Rosales; Rosaceae. The record is from RefSeq and is a predicted model, not a curated record.